Messenger RNA from Plodia interpunctella (Indianmeal moth), 1060 nucleotides. RefSeq lists its product as uncharacterized. Lineage: Eukaryota; Metazoa; Arthropoda; Insecta; Lepidoptera; Pyralidae. The record is from RefSeq and is a predicted model, not a curated record. The transcript is spliced from 9 exons. The coding region runs from base 16 to 993 and encodes 325 amino acids.
AUCAGGUCGUUCAACAUGUAUCGUGUCUUGUUUUUGGCAGUUGUGUUUUUGGCAGUUGUGUUUUUGGCGGGAGCUACGGCUGAUAUCACAGAAGAUUUGAAAAAAUGCGAGAGAGUUAUCCAUCCAAGGUCACACCGGUGCUGCAAGAGGGACCCUCCAGUAAUAUCACCAAAGCCUGACCUUAGCGCUAUCAAGGAAUGUAUGCAGCUGCCAGGGAAACCACCUUCUUGCGAACGUCAUACAUGUAUAGCAAUGAAGCGCGGAAUAGCGACGAGUGACGGUAAGAUCGACAAAGUCGGUCUCCAGAAGAAGCUUGACGAAGACUUCUCAGAUAAUCCAGAGCUGUUGAAGCUGAUGAAGGAGAAGUGCGUCGAUGGAGACAUAUCAAACUAUGGAGAAACCGACAUGUGUGAGCCGCUGAAAUUGAUGAUUUGUAUGGAUUUCCAGUUUGCUGCAUGCAACAUGUAUAGGCUGGUACAUAUCACUUUAGCUGUAAUUCUGAUAAAGAUCUCUGCCGGGGAUCCAGGAGAAAGUUGCUCAAAAGUAAUGACAGAUCCUAAAAAAGCCAUGUCGUGUUGCAAAAUACCGGCAGUGAAUCAGGACCAUAAGGGCAAAAUGGACGAGAAGAAAUUUGGUAACAAGCUCGAGGAAUGCAUGAAGGCGUCUCCAGAGUCUGAAGAGAAAGAAUGCUCAGAACGAGAUAAGUGCGUUGCCAAAGUCAUGGGCCUGACCAAAGACAAUGGCGAUGCUGACAUGGACGCCAUUAAAACGAUGUACGAAGAAAAUGUAAAAGAUAGGAUGGAUCCGAUACUUUAUGAAAAGACCAAGACGAACUGUAUAGAUCACAAGCCAAAAAGCGAGGAGAUGUGUUAUUUCAAGUAUUUGGAAGUUUGUGCUCAAAUGUAUUUCAUUAUGGGUUGCAAAGAAUGGAGUGAUGAAGAUUCUUGCAAAGAAAUAACGGACCACGCCCACGAAUGUGCGAAACAGAUCUAGAUACUACUAGGCUUGUUUUUUGACGUUAUCAGUUCGUCAGCGAUUAAUAGACAUUUAUUAGCGUGUA